ACUGUCAAGUAUGAUGCGGUGUGUAAAAUCUUCGAGAUGCUGAGGUAUUUCUCCAUACCAACGUCUGUAAUGGUAUUGGUGGCCAUUUCCUGUGACCGAUACAUUCUGAUAUGCACACCACCAAGUACACGUAUGACAAAGUUGGUGUCUAAGGUUGUUAUUGGUGUGAUCCUGGCCAUAGGGGUGAUGUUCAGUAUUCCACCAAUCCUGGGUAUAGGCGUGUAUGCCACUGACUAUAGUGGUAAUCAGUUAUAUAUUGGAUACUGCGUACCCAAUGACCAGUACAUCACACCCCACGGACUGGACAUCUAUUGGUAUGUUGUCACCGCAGCCUUCAGUCUCAUGAUCCUCAUCAUCUUCACCAUGUACACCCUCAUCUUUAUACGGCUGUACAAACAGAACAGGAAGUGGCUGUUACGCAUGCCCAAGGUACACCCCGAGCGUCUAGAGAGCAUCGAGGAUGACAACAACUCCAUGCUUGGUGAGAGGAAGAGGAGUAGCUUCCCAGCAUCCAAUCAUCCAUCGUCGAGCAAGGAAAUCAUCAGUUUAUCCACCCUGAAACACCUGGUCCCUAACCUGCCCGCCACCAUAUUCGAGGAUAACAUGGCACCAAACCAAACAGUCCAGAACACGCCCUCGCUCUCAUUCGAUGAUCAACGCUCUGUCAUGACUUCUGCAUCCUUGAAACGCUCCCAGAGUGAAUUGUUAGACCUACAGCAUAAGAGUACAUUGGAGAAGCGUACCUCUUUGGAUGUUAACAAACUUCACCGUCUGAAGGAGACUAGAACCAAACCUAAACCAGGGCCGUCAAACAAUCUCAUUCAGCGCACCAUGCACACCGCUAAUUAUGUGUCCCGCAAAAUGAGCAACACCUCCCAGGAUUACCGACUGGACACAACUGAUAAUUCUCAGUCGAAAUGGAAUUCCAUUAGGGCUUCAGUCCUGAGCGGCACAAUGUCAAUGAACUUUGUGUCUAAAUUCAGACGAACUUCCAAUGUUGUCAUCCCCAAGCGAAACACUACGUUCAAUAGCCAGAAGACAAAACGCCCGAUGCACAUCAAGACAACACAAGUUCUAUUUAUAGUAACCCUUGUAUAUGUGAUAUCGUUCCUUCCCACAUUCCUUAUGUCAAAUAAUGUGAUCCCGAAUCAUCGAGUCAUCUAUUACCUGUAUUUCAUCAACAAUGCCUCUAAUCCAAUCAUUUACUCCUUCAUGAACCAGAGGUUUAGGAAGGAGGUCGCAAAGCUCUUUUGUAGUAAGUAAACACAAAAAAAUAGUGUAUUUAUUCUUGUCUUAUUAUCGAAGAAUAAUUAUAGGAUAAAAACAAAAGGCCUAGAGAACCAGUAUUGCUCACCUGGAUUU
Molecule: messenger RNA, 1362 nt
Organism: Mizuhopecten yessoensis (Yesso scallop)
Lineage: Eukaryota; Metazoa; Mollusca; Bivalvia; Pectinida; Pectinidae
Exons: 1
Coding region: 37-1263 (408 amino acids)
Biological process (GO): neuropeptide signaling pathway
Cellular component (GO): membrane
Molecular function (GO): neuropeptide receptor activity
Source: RefSeq, a predicted model, not a curated record